This is a messenger RNA of Chaetura pelagica (chimney swift), 268 nucleotides long. Its product is annotated as ATP-binding cassette sub-family B member 8, mitochondrial-like. NCBI's taxonomy places the organism in Eukaryota, Metazoa, Chordata, Aves, Apodiformes, Apodidae. The transcript has 2 exons. Gene Ontology annotation, biological process: transmembrane transport. The annotation marks the transcript as partial. The record is from RefSeq and is a predicted model, not a curated record. Gene Ontology annotation, molecular function: ATPase-coupled transmembrane transporter activity; ATP binding; ATP hydrolysis activity.
GGCUCGGGCGCUGCAGGAGCCGGUGCUGUUCGGAACCUCCAUCCUGGAGAACAUCCGCUGCGGGAAGCCCGGGGCCUCCGAGGCCGAGGUGGUGGCCGCGGCACAACGGGCCAACGCCGACGGCUUCAUCCGAGCCUUCCCCCAGGGCUACCACACCCUCGUGGGCGAGCGCGGCGUGGCCCUGUCGGGGGGGCAGAAGCAGCGUGUGGCCAUCGCCCGGGCCCUGCUGAAGGACCCCCCCAUCCUGGUCCUGGACGAGGCCACCAGC